Molecule: messenger RNA, 185 nt
Organism: Dentiscutata erythropus
Lineage: Eukaryota; Fungi; Glomeromycota; Glomeromycetes; Diversisporales; Gigasporaceae
Source: the annotation of a GenBank genome assembly
AUGACAAUUGAAAGCCAUUGGAAAGUAAUCAAGCAUGAUUAUCUUUCCGAAUAUAAUCAUAUAUGCUUGAACUUAUUAGUAUAUAUCAUCAUAACACAAGUUAUACUUGGGCAAGUAGAUCGGCUACAGCAGUUACAAGAUGGUAGAACUGUAGCACAUUGGCGCUCUGAUUUCAAAACAGAAUG